AUGUAGUCUGUUUCUGUUAGUGCCAUAUCUAUCCUUCUUUGUCUUUCUUGAGAUGUGCAAACCAAACACUCCAACUGAUUAUGUGAAUAACUAAAUCAUUAAUUAUAAAUAGAGCAGAUGAUUUAGGAUAUUGUUGGAAGUCGUGGAUUAAGUUAUUGCUAUUUACAAACCAUGUUUUCACUACUGUAUCUGUAUUCUGUAAAAUACUUCAUAUGGGUAGGCCAAAAGGGGUAUUGUUCAUUGUCAUGAAUAGGGUCUAAUGUUUCAUUUUGAGUGUCGUCUUUUUUUAUUCUUGUAUCUCAGCACUUGACUGGUUGGCUCUUUUUUUCAUGGACAAUCUGUUAACAUAUGAUCUUGCUGGGGUUAAAGUUCUUCAUGGCCUUGACAAAGUGGUGGAUGGUGGUGCUGUCGUUUUAACACUCAGAUCAAAGCAUACUUGCUAAUGGUGACAUUAAUGAAGAUAUUGUUAUGCUAGAAAAUACUGAAAUUAGAGAGCAGAAGCGGCGAGAUGCGGCUUACAAGGCUACAAAGAAGAAAAACGGGGUUCACGAGGGCAAGGAGUGACUCUGGAUGAAAUGGGGCGCUUUACUGGUGAAGCUGAAAAGUAAUUAGAAGAGCUCCGUAAAAGGUUGCAAUGAGUUCCCACUAAUAACCGUGUUGAAGAUCUUAAUAAUGCUGCGAAGAUUUCAUCAGAUUAUUACACCCAAGAGGAAAUGCUUCGGUUUAAAAAGCCCAAAAAGAAGAAAGCUUUGCCGAAGAAAGAGAAGUUGGAUAUAGAUGCCCUUGAAGCAGAAGCCAUCUCUGCUGGGCUUGGUGCUGGAGAUCUUGGAUCUAGAAAUUACUCUAGAAGACAAGCAAUUAAAGAGGAGGAGGCCAAAUCUGAGGUUGUAAAGAGAAAUAAUGCUUACCAAGCAGCAUAUGCCAAAGCAGAUGAGGCAUCAAAGCUACUGAGGCUUGAACAAACUCUUACAGUAAAACCCGAGGAAGAUGAAAAUCAAAUUUUUGCUGAUGAUGAAGAGGAUCUUUAUAAAUCGCUUGAAAAAGCAAGGAGGUUAGCUCUUAAAAAGCAAGAAGAAAAAUCAGCUCCACAAAUUAUCGCGCUUCUUGCUAGCAAAGCCACCAGCAAUCAAACUACAGAUGAUCAAAACACCUCCAUUGGAGAGGCACAAGAAAACAAGGUUGUAAUCAUAGAGAUGGAGGAGUUUGUUUGGGGUCUUCAGCUUGAUGAAGAAGCACAUAAGCCCGACAAUGAAGAUGUUCUCAUGAAUGAGGAUGAAGUGCCGGGAGCUUCUGAACAAGAAAGAAAAAAAAUUGCAUAAAAUGAGGUGGGUGGAUGGUCGGAACUCGGAAGUAGCUGAUGCUAAUGCUGAUGAAAAGCCUGCAAGUGAGGAUAAGGAUGAGAUUGUUCCAGAUGAAACCAUUCAUGAAGUUGCAGUUGGUAAAGGAUUAUCAGGUGUACUGAAGCCGCUUAAAGAUCGAGGAACACU
Molecule: messenger RNA, 1487 nt
Organism: Hibiscus syriacus
Lineage: Eukaryota; Viridiplantae; Streptophyta; Magnoliopsida; Malvales; Malvaceae
Product: SART-1 family protein DOT2-like
Exons: 5
Coding region: 714-1319 (201 amino acids)
Biological process (GO): mRNA cis splicing, via spliceosome; maturation of 5S rRNA
Cellular component (GO): U4/U6 x U5 tri-snRNP complex
Source: RefSeq, a predicted model, not a curated record